This is a messenger RNA of Acaulospora morrowiae, 1650 nucleotides long. The record is from the annotation of a GenBank genome assembly. NCBI's taxonomy places the organism in Eukaryota, Fungi, Glomeromycota, Glomeromycetes, Diversisporales, Acaulosporaceae.
AUGAUUCACUCAUCUUCAAACGAGUUUCCGAAAAGUGUUGAAGGAUUUGGUUAUAGAUUUAACGAGGAAGGAAAGCUGCGGAACAUUAAAACAAACGAAAGGUUUGAAUUUUAUGUCAAGCGGGAUGACCACUCCUACAACCAAAAGCACUAUGAGGCAUUGGGUGAGGUUAUUGGCGAACACAUUGAAAAUGAGUUGGUGUCAGAGUAUGGUCUCCUGAGACGCGUCAUUCCAGUGGAGUUGGAAGAAGACGAGGACGCGUUGAAGAGCAGAAUCUAUCUUAGGCAAGCUAGAAAAAAAAUGAAGGAAGUGGCGUCGUGCGCCCUGGACAAUGGGCGCGACAAGCUCGGAACCAUGUAUCCAUACAUUCGAAAAGCACAAGAGUUGAAAUGGGGCAUCGUAAUAUUUAAUCCCAAUGAGAAUUAUGGAAGAAUUAUUAGAGAUGGCAAGGUUGUUUCCCGUGGGUCAAUCAAAGGUUCAGAAUCAUCGGAUAACCAUUGCUUAUACGUAUGGAAAAAUUUCGUCAGAACCUCCAAAGCUGAAAAAAUUAUGAUCGUGGCCCAUAGCUAUGGCGGUAUCAACACUACUUACCUAUUGAGUAAAUUGGCCGACGAAUUCAAAUCACGUGUUAUUGCUAUAGCGCUCACAGACAGUGUACACAGUGUCUCCAUGAUUCCUACGCAAUUAAGAGAAUGGUUUAUGAAUCACUCGCUCAAUUGGAUCAAAUCAUCUUUGCCUCUCAGUGAAAAUAUAAAGGAAGCAAAGAAGUUCUAUGGAUGUCGUUGUUUUUCAGCUGGUCAUCCGAAACAUGAAUACACCUCUGGUACGGCCUUUGAAGAUGUUUUUGAAUUCCUAACAUAUCGUCUAAAGAAGAGCUAUGAUGAUCAAAAAAAAGAUCAGGACAAUCAGGACAAUCAGGACACCAGCAAAGAUUCCGAUCAAAAUGAUAUGGAAAUUGAUAAGGAAAAUGAUAAAGAAAGCAUAAAACAAGACACCGGUGGAACAAGUAGUGUUUCAACAUCAACAGAUGCGCCUACUGAGAUGGAAAUAGAUGAUGACAGUGCUGCCACCAAAAAUAAUGACAAACCAGUGGAAAAUGAGAAAGAUGAUCGCGAGGCGAUAAAUGAUAAUUCAACAGAUCUUAGUAAAACCAUAGUAGUAGAUCCCGAUACUGCGAAUGACAUUUCAGAUCCAAGUGAUGGCAAAGUAUUAACCGAAGGCAACAAACAGGAUCCUGAGGCGACAAAGGAUACUUCGACAUUCGCAAACCUUAAUAGUGAAAAUAUUGAUUCAACGGAAAAUUCCGCGAUGGAAAACGGGGUUUCAACAUCCGUAGAUUCUGACCAAGUCGUGAAUGUUAGUAAGUCCUUAAAUUCUGAAUUAGAAGUUACCCAGCCCUCUCCCGAAAUUCUCGAUGGCAACAAUCAACAAGGUACAAACGUUAUAGAGGAUGAGAGUUCACAUGAACAAAGUCAAAAUGAUAAUACCGAAAUCCUCCAACAUUUAAAUGAUGAUCAAAAUACUAAAGUCGAUGCGAAUGAGAUGGAUACUGACAACGGGCGUAUCCAAGGAAAAGAACCGACAUCUAUCGCUGACCAAGAGAUCAAUCAAUCCGAGGAAGAAGGCAUUUCCAAUCCCUCGAAAGAAUAG